Manacus vitellinus (golden-collared manakin) is the source of this 2402-nucleotide messenger RNA. It is a transcript of the gene GNAO1, whose product is annotated as G protein subunit alpha o1. The record is from RefSeq and is a predicted model, not a curated record. The coding region runs from base 97 to 900 and encodes 267 amino acids. Gene Ontology annotation, biological process: adenylate cyclase-modulating G protein-coupled receptor signaling pathway; G protein-coupled dopamine receptor signaling pathway. NCBI's taxonomy places the organism in Eukaryota, Metazoa, Chordata, Aves, Passeriformes, Pipridae. Gene Ontology annotation, cellular component: heterotrimeric G-protein complex. The transcript is spliced from 6 exons. Gene Ontology annotation, molecular function: G-protein beta/gamma-subunit complex binding; GTPase activity; corticotropin-releasing hormone receptor 1 binding.
AUCCACGAGGAUGGCUUCUCUGGGGAAGAUGUGAAGCAGUACAAGCCAGUGGUCUACAGCAACACUAUCCAGUCCCUGGCAGCGAUUGUCCGUGCCAUGGACACCCUGGGCAUCGAGUACGGCGACAAGGAGCGACGGGCUGAUGCCAAGAUGGUCUGCGAUGUCGUAAGUCGGAUGGAGGACACAGAGCCCUUCUCUCCAGAGCUGCUGUCAGCUAUGAUGAGACUCUGGGCAGACUCUGGGAUCCAAGAAUGCUUCAACCGGUCCCGGGAAUAUCAACUUAACGACUCAGCUCAAUACUACCUAGACAGCUUAGAUCGAAUCGGAGCUGCAGACUACCAGCCCACGGAGCAGGACAUCCUCCGAACCAGGGUCAAAACCACUGGCAUCGUAGAAACCCAUUUCACAUUCAAAAACCUCCACUUCAGGCUCUUCGACGUGGGGGGCCAGCGGUCGGAACGCAAGAAGUGGAUUCACUGCUUCGAGGAUGUCACAGCCAUCAUCUUCUGCGUCGCGCUGAGCGGCUACGACCAGGUGCUCCACGAAGAUGAAACCACGAACCGCAUGCACGAAUCUCUGAAGCUUUUUGACAGCAUCUGCAACAACAAAUGGUUCACAGACACAUCUAUCAUCCUCUUUCUAAACAAGAAGGACAUAUUUGAGGAGAAAAUUAAGAAAUCUCCACUGGCUAUCUGCUUUCCUGAGUACACAGGCCCCAACGCGUUCACGGAGGCGGUGGCGUACAUCCAGAGCCAGUACGAGAGCAAGAACAAGUCCCCCAACAAGGAGAUCUACACCCACAUCACCUGUGCCACCGACACCAACAACAUCCAGUUCGUCUUCGACGCCGUCACAGACGUCAUCAUCGCCAACAACCUGCGGGGCUGUGGACUCUACUGACACUCUACUGAGCUCUCUGCUCCCCUCCUGCCCCUCCAGGCCCGCGGACAGGUCCUCUCUUUCCUUGUUUUUUUUCCUCCUCAGAAGAUGAUGAGGAAGAAAUCCAUAAAAUUCCCCCCCUCCCCAUCCCAGAAAACUUUGCAGCGAGUUCUGCUUUUCCCCAGCCCCGUUUUGUUUUAUUUUGGUUCAUUUUUGGUUCAUUCCCUUGCUGCCUCGUUCCACUCCUCCGUUGCAGUUCACAGUGCUGUGCAGGGAGCUAACGCGUUUCCCACAGAGUGCAUUUCAACUGCCAAAAGACAAAAAUACUUCAGUUUUAAAAAGAGGGAAAAAAAAUCAAAGCCUUAAAAUACUGGUCAGGAACAGCGUAGUUUGGAACCAAAACUUUUUUUUUUUGCCUUGAGAUGAAGGGAUAUUGUUUAUUCUCCUGGUUGUCUUUUCUGCUAAAACACUACUCCUUUGGGAAGUGCUAGAUACAACCUGAUCAUUUUGAGGGUACCUUAUGGCUCCAGUUCUGACCCCAAAGCCAGAGGGGUCAGGGUUGAAUGCAGCUGCCAUAGCUUGGAUUUGUAUAUUCUCCUUUUUUCCAGACAGCUAUUUGAACAAGUAAAACAGCCAUAUCGAGUUCUGCUGGUGCCUGAGUAACGGGGACACAGUAACAAAGCCUACUAAGCCUUGUCUAAAAACAUUCAUUACUGGUAGCAGUUUUACCUCAAGUUUUUCAAGAUUAAUAUUAAAAUAUAUCUAGAGGUUGCAGUAACCCAUUUCUGAGGCACUUUGCUGGAGGCCACAGAGCCACUGGGCUGGGCCCCCUGGAGUGUUGGCAGAGAGGACCCCACGCUCGGGGGCAUCCAGGGAAGCUGGCCUGGGUACCUGGUGGCCUUUCCCAAAGCCCCUCCCAGCCUAAGGGACUGAUUUCAGCACAAGCAGUGCUCCUGCAAACAGCAUCUCUUUCCAGACUUCAGCCCUGAAGUGCUGGAAUGCACCAAAAAUAUUUAGUCUUGGUUUCUUGUAGGCAGAGUUUGACCUUCAAGUACCUGAGAUGUGAGGAGGUGCUUUGGGAAAUGUCCCCAUGGCAGGUGGCAGGAAGGUGUGCGGGAGCCUCGUGGCUCUUCAUCACCCCUCAGGCAUCUGAACAGCCUUGAGAAGCCCAGCCCUGUGCUCUGAGCCUCCUUGGCUCCUGUGUCAUCCAGAGAGCAUCCAGAGACAGCUCCACACUUGGUGUCUCCACUCAGGCGUCUCUUUACCAGUGUCUGAUGUGAGCAGGGUGUUUUAUACUGGCCAUGCAGUGGCAAAUGAGAGCUCAGGGAGCUGAUUUGAGCCAAGUGAUGCAGUAGAAAGGAAAAGUGCAAGGAAAGGAGGAAGGAAGGGCAGGGGGAGGAAAGGACAAGGGUAGUGCCCAGCACAGCAAAAGCAGGGGCUGAGAGGGGAAAAGAAAUGCAGGUGGGCUGAGUUACACUCUCUUGCCAUCACCAAGGGGUCUGGAUGCCCUUAGGUCAAAGAUG